Molecule: messenger RNA, 4572 nt
Organism: Trichobilharzia szidati
Lineage: Eukaryota; Metazoa; Platyhelminthes; Trematoda; Strigeidida; Schistosomatidae
Source: the annotation of a GenBank genome assembly
AUGGACGUUGAUCCUGAAGAGCCUAAGGAACAGCAAGCAUUCGUAAAUGAUGAAGAAGUUCUAAAUGACUGUGCACCAUUGGAGAUUCCUCCACCACCUCCACUGGUGCAAUCUCGAGAUGCUACUGGUCCCAGACUAAUAAUUACUCAGAUUGUUACUGAAAAUUUCAAAUCAUAUGGAGGUAUACGUGUUAUGGGACCAUUUCAUAAAAACUUCAGCUGUAUCAUCGGACCUAAUGGCAGCGGUAAAAGCAAUGUAAUUGAUUCAAUGCUUUUUGUGUUUGGAUAUCGAGCGUCAAAAGUGCGUUCGAAGAAGAUAAGUCAGCUAAUACACAAUAGUGAAUUAGUGCCUAAUGCCCCCAGUUGUAUGGUGUCAGUUCAUUUCCAAAAAAUCAUUGAUCAUGGUCCUGGUGCUAUGGAUUAUGAAGUCGUUCCAGAUACUCAGUUUGUUGUCUCACGUCGAGCUUAUAAAGAUAAUUCCAGUUGUUACUUGAUCAACAAUAAUCGAGCUGUUUAUCGUGAUGUGGCUAAUCUUUUGCGUUGUCAUGGUGUAGAUAUUGAUCAUAACAGAUUCCUUAUUCUACAAGGUGAAGUAGAACAGAUUGCUUUGAUGAAACCAAAAGCGCCAAAUGAACAUGAGGAUGGAUUUCUUGAAUACUUAGAGGAUAUAAUCGGAUCAUCUCGUUACAAAGCACCAUUGAAUACAUAUGCUACGCGUAUAGAAAGAAUAAAUGAUAUACGCCUGGAGAAAUUGGCACGUGUUAAAGCUGUCGAGAAAGAGAAAGAUGAACUUGAAAGUGUACGAAAUGAAGCGAUUGCUUAUCUACGCUUAGUAAAUCAAUUGGUUCGAUUGAAAAAUAUAUUAUAUCAACAAAAAUUAUCACAAGAAAAUAAUACUGCAAAGAUUGCUAAAGAAAAGCUGACAGAAGUUCAACGAGAAGCUGAAGAAUUAACUAGUCAAAUACGCGAAACCACUAAACUAAUUUCACAAUUAGAAUCAAAACGUGAAGAACUCACUAAGCAACAUUCCGACUUACAAACACGACAUCGUGAAUUAAAGGCUAAAUUUGCCGAUUUUGAAGCUGAAGACAGCCGAUUACGUGAUGAACAUGGACAUACAAAAAAUGCAUCAAUACGUUUAACCAAGUCUAUUCAAACAGAGAAAACUAAUUUAGAAAAGUUGGAAAAACUUCCCGAGGAAGCUAAUGCUCGCCGUGAGGAAAUUGAAAAACAAUUGGCAGAAUAUGAAGAAAUCAAAAAACAGCAUGAACAAGCUUACAGGGAAACACUUGAUAAUUUAGCUAAAGAAUCCAUGCCUUUACGAAUGAAAGUUGAACAAAGUGAAUCAAUCCUCGGGCCAUUACAAUCAGAAGCUGAACAAUUGACAAAUAAGUUAAAAUUACAACGUCAACAGUAUAAUCUAAUGAUGACUGGUCAACAACGUGAAUUAGAGCGUGCCGAUGGAGCACGUAAAAGUAAACAAUCAGUUGAAGAAAAGUUGAAACUUUGUGAACAUGAACUAAAUGAGGCUAGACAACGACUAUCAGGUAUAGAAAACGGCAACAACAACAACAGCAACAGUAGUCGAGAUGGUGGUAAAAAAGGCACUCUGGGAACAGCUUUGGCUUCAGCUACACGUGAUCUAGCUGAAGUGAAAGCUCGUGAAGCUGAUGCAGCAAAAAAAGUCAAUGACUUGCGUAAUAAAUUGGCAGACUCGAAAUCUUCUCUUCAGGUCGAUAAUUCAAGAAGUCGAAUGUUAAAUGCUUUACUUGAAGCAAAACGUUCUGGUAUAUUGCCAGGAAUUCUUGGCCGACUUGGUGACCUGGGUGCUAUUGCUCCACGAUAUGAUAUUGCAGUGUCAACAGCUUGUGGUGCCUUGAACAAUAUUGUUACUGAUACUAUGGAUUCAGCUCAGCAAGCUGUCAAUUUUUUAAAAGAGCACAAUCUUGGAAAAGCCACUUUCAUAGCUUUGGAUAAAAUGCAAAAAUGGGCUGAACAAGCGUCUAUACCAUUUCCUAAGCCUCAAGUACCAUUUCGUGUGGAUCGAUUAUAUGAUUUAAUUGAAACAGUUGAACCAAACGUGAAACCAGCUUUCUAUUUCGCGCUUAGAAACACAUUGGUUACAGAGAAUUUAAGCGCAGCUACAACAGUUGCCUUCGGUCAACAACGACGUCAUCGUGUUGUUACACUUCAGGGUCAAAUUAUUGAAGUCUCAGGAGCUAUGUCCGGUGGUGGAGGUCGUCCAGUUUCAGGCAGAAUGAUGACAGAUAUUGCACAAGUUAGAAAAUACUAUGCAGAUAACACGUGUAAAUUAGACAAUAGACAAAAAAGUUCAACUGAUGGUGGAAAAGAUGUUUCCACUUUAGAAAGAGAAUUAGCUAAUGCUGAUAAUGAACUUGCUCGACUGCGUGAAACGCGUGGUCGAUUAGAAGAGAUGAUAGCACGCAUGACACGUCAACGUAAUGAUGCUCAAGAGACUGUUCAACGAUGGGAAACUGAAUACUCACGAACACAAGCCCAUUUGAAAGUGUUAUGUGAUGAAAUUUCACAAGCAGAAGAACGUGCCAGGUCAAUGGCUCCAUCGGAUGCUGAACGUAAAAAAAUUGAAAAAGAAAUAGAAAAACUUGAUAAAACUUCACAACAAAAAUCCGCAAAAGUUACUAGUCAACGUGAAGAGUUGGAACGUUUAAAAAGUGAACUGUUGAAUUAUGGCGCUGAUCGUCUUGCUGCGGUGAAAAAUCGUAUGGAUGCUGUGGAUAAGAAAAUAAAACAGGCCAAUGAUGAAUUGACAAAAAUAGAAGUUAAUUUAAAGACUACAUUACGUAAUAAACAAAAAUCUAUGGAUAAAUUAAAAAAUAUGAACAAUGAAUUAGAAGUGUUGACACAAAAAUUAGCUGAUAUUCAGGCAAGACUUAAAAUACUGGAGAAAGAUGCUAUGGCCUGUUUCGAUGAAACUCAAAAAGUUCAAGCUGAGAUUGAAGAAUUACAAAAAAUGAAAGAAGAGAAUCUAUCUCUUUUAACUGAUACAGAAAAUGACUUAGCCACAAUACAAAAAUCUGAGGCUGCAUCACGUCGAUUAGUCAGUCAAUACGAAGGUGAAUUAUCCCAAGCGACUACAAAUGCUCUUCAUUGGCAGGAUGAGAUUAAACGUCUUCAACUGCAUUUUAUUGAUGAUGAUGAUGAUGAGGAUGACGAAGAUGAAGCUAGUGUUCCUGAAGGUGGUGCAUCAACCUCUGUUCCUGAGGAUAUUUCUCAGCCAACAAUUAGCACCGAUGUUCAAAUGACAGGUGGUGAUGAUAAUGACCAGGAACAACAACAACAACAGCAGCAGCAGGCGCCAACAAUCAAACAAGAGGCUCACAAGAAAUCAUUGGAUAUGAAAAAAAGGACUCUUCCUAAAUACACAGAUGAAGAAUUAAAAGAAAUUUCUGUUGAUUCAAAUGAAAUGAAACACUUGGAAGAGAAAAUCGCCUCUAUGACGCCUAAUAUGACAGCUAUUGAAGAAUAUCGUCGUAAGGCACAAAAUUACUUGCAACGUGUCAGUGAGUUGAAUCGUAUCACCAGUAUCCUCGGUGAACAACGUAAAUAUAUGGAGGAGGCGAAGUCAAAACGACUAACUGAAUUUUUGGAUGGUUUUCAUACAAUUACAAGUAAAUUGAAAGAGAUGUAUCAAAUGAUUACACAAGGUGGUGAUGCUGAACUAGAAUUAAUCGAUUCACUGGAUCCAUUCUCUGAAGGUAUUGUAUUCAGUGUACGUCCACCGAAAAAAUCUUGGAAAAAUAUUGCCAAUCUUUCAGGUGGUGAGAAGACACUGUCUAGCUUAGCCUUAGUCUUUGCCUUACAUCAUUAUAAACCAACUCCGCUGUAUGUUAUGGAUGAGAUAGAUGCUGCAUUAGAUUUUAAAAAUGUUUCUAUUGUUGGCAAUUACCUAAAAGAACGUACAAAAAAUGCUCAAUUCAUAGUGAUCUCAUUACGUAAUAAUAUGUUUGAAUUAUCCGAUCGAUUAGUGGGGAUAUAUAAAACAUAUAAUAUCACAAAGACAAUCACAUUGGAUCCGAAACCAUUAAUGGAUCAUUUACGUGGACUGGUGAUGCGUGUUGCAACUUCACACGGUCGACAGAAUGAUCUGCGGGCUAUUGUCCGUGCCGCGGCAUCAACAAAAUCAAUGUUGCCAUCAUCACAAACACAACAACAACAAGUAGGGCAGCAGCAACAAGGUGGUGGCGGUGGUGAUGGUGCCGGUCUAACUAUUGUCACUUCACCAAAAUCUACUUUGCCGACAGUUGUUAAUGAUCUACAAGUGGAAAAUGUUGAAAAUAAUCAUGAAACUACAAUUAUAUUAGAUGAUGAUAUGUUUGAUAAUGAUGAUGAUGUUGAUGGCGGUAACCGGGAUCAAAACGGAGAUGCUGAUGCUGAUGAUGAUGGUGAUGACGUCGUGAUAAAGAAGAAAUUAAUUAUGAAUGGUGAGAUGAAUGGAAAUACAGCUAAAUUACUUGCGAGUCUUAAUACUAAUAACAACAAUGUUAUUGAUUUAGACGUUGAAAUGGUGGAAUGCAUACCUACCAGUGAUUAA